CAAGCUUCCCGCUGGAGAUCAACGCGUCUAUUCCAAUCACUCUCCGAUCAGACCAGCUACUCAAUGCUCGUACACGCAUCCACGCUAUCAUUUGGCCACGGUGAUCAUUGAUCAAGCUAGCUACCUACGCCGGUGUUACCGCGCGCGUCAGCCAUGGCCAUGCAGCUGCACAGCGCAAGAUUCCGGCCCACGUACGUGCCGCCAACCAGCCACCCAGCCUGGCUUUCGCCACCAACCGCGCCCACGGCCACCUCCAUAACACCAGCAGCAUCGAUCACUCGCUCACACUGUCACACUACUGUCACCGGCACGAUGCAUAGCCUCGGCCGCCGCGCGCGCCUUCUGGCCGUCGCCGUCGCCUUCGUGGCGGCGGCCGCGCCUUCCUCCGUGCAGGCGCAGGGGACCGACGGCACCGCGGUGCCGUCGUGCGCGGCGAAGCUGGUGCCGUGCGGGGGAUACCUCAACUCCACGUCCACGCCGCCGGCGUCGUGCUGCGGCCCGCUCAAGGAGGCGGCGGCCAACGAGACGGCGUGCAUGUGCGCCAUCCUCGUCAACAAGGCCGCGCUGCAGGCGUUCGGCGUGGCGCCCGAGCAGGGGAUGCACCUCGCCAAGCGCUGCGGCGUCACCACCGACGCCUCCGCCUGCGCCAAGUACGCCGCCACCGGCGCCGGUGCAGCAGGUGCAGCCACUGCCGGCAGUACUGCCGCCUCUUCAGCUUCCACUGGCAGCUCUGCUUCUACAGUGACCAAACCAUCAGCCAGCGGAGGAGGCACCACGCAUCGCCUGAGCUUGACCGGCGCAUCGUCCUUGGUAGGCUUCAGUUUCAUCUGGUGGACGAUCAUGGCAUAGUAGGAGUUACCAAGCUGCUGCUUCGCAUUUGCCUCGGAUAUCGGCAGAAUAUUCUUUGGUGGAUUCAGAGUUGUAAUUUUGUACUAUCCCAAUAAUGUACCUAUCAUCAUCUGGUUAUUGCUUCGUUUUGCAUAUCCUGUAAUACCAAUGUUGUUCUGUGCAAAAUAAAAGACAUGUUUAGCAGAGGCGACACAAAGAAAAACAUGUUUCAACGUUUUAUUCAAGAACGCAGACUAAUUGUAAUGUUGCAAUAAAAAAUGCAAGCCCACAA
This is a messenger RNA of Phragmites australis (common reed), 1120 nucleotides long. Its product is annotated as non-specific lipid transfer protein GPI-anchored 9-like. Lineage: Eukaryota; Viridiplantae; Streptophyta; Magnoliopsida; Poales; Poaceae. Bases 154 to 849 code for a protein of 231 amino acids. The record is from RefSeq and is a predicted model, not a curated record. The transcript has 3 exons.